AUGUAUUCAGAUGCUGCAAUUAUCAGAAAAUACAGGCUGCCAAGAGACACCAUCAGGCAGCUGAUUGACAGCCUGGGUCCCCAGCUCCAGCGACCAACAGGGUGCACCUUCGCACUUACACCAACAGUGCAGGUGUUGGCUGCCCUGCGGUUUUAUGCCACAGGGAGCUUUAUGGAGGUAGUGGGGGAUGGUCUGGGCCUCAGUAAGGCCUCGGUGAGCCGUGCUGUAACAGCAGUUACACCUUUGCUGCUACAGCAUGUGCAAUCCAUAACAUUCCCCACCACAGCCGAGGAUAUCAUGCAGGCCAACCAGGCUUUCCACGCAAUAGGCCAACUUCCCCGGGUAAUUGGAGCCAUCGACGUAACCCUCAUCCCUGUGGCGAGUCCGUCGGAGGAUGAGCCCAUGUACAUUUGCCGGAAGGGGUACCCUGCCAUCAAUGUACAGGUAACGUGCAAUGCACGUGGCCUGUUCACCAACGUCGUGGCAAAAUGGCCUGGGAGUACCCAUGACUCCUUUUUCUGGACCAACUCUGGGCUGCAUGAGCUGGCCGAAGAUGGGUGGUUUGGGGACAGCUGGCUCCUGGGCGACAGUGGGUUUCCUCUUCGCCCCUAUCUGCUGACUCCAGUCCUGCAGCCUACAACACCUGCGGAGCAGAGAUACAACGCGGCACAUGCUAGCACCCGCAGCAUAGUGGAGAGGGCCAUUGGGGUGUGGAAGCAGCGUUUUCAGCGUUUUUUGAAGCGUUUCCUUCAGCUGAAGCCUGAAAAAUGCUGCUCAGUUAUAGUGGCGACUGCUCUACGUGCUGGCCAAUACACCUGUGCCCGAUGA
Alosa sapidissima (American shad) is the source of this 828-nucleotide messenger RNA. Its product is annotated as putative nuclease HARBI1. The record is from RefSeq and is a predicted model, not a curated record. NCBI's taxonomy places the organism in Eukaryota, Metazoa, Chordata, Actinopteri, Clupeiformes, Clupeidae. The transcript has a single exon. Bases 1 to 828 code for a protein of 275 amino acids.